AGAAGGAGUUGGAAAUCCUAAGAAUGGCAUCAGUGUGGUCCAUGGGUAUUCUCCUCCUCGGGCUUGUCCUGCUUCAUGGAGUUCAUGCAGGUGAUAUGAAAUGCCGAGGCCAUUUAUCCUUAAAAACAGCUGUAAAGCAAGCCAUGAAAAUGGUGGACAAUGCAUAUAAUGAGACCAGAAACCGGCAAAGAGAAAAGCUGAGGAAAAAAUCCUUGACUCCAGGUGAACUGCUGCGCUUCUUCAAGCAACCUACGUCCGUGACCAGGGUGGCAGUGAGAUCAGCAGAGUACAUGGAAACUGCACUGAACCUGGUCCAACAAAGUGUCCGUCAAACCCACAAAUGUGCCCUCAAUGUAUCAGAUAUAUUAACAAGAGAUGAAAUGGUUAAUGUUAAACAAGUCACAGGGUGUCAAGCUAUGCAUCUGAUCCCGGUCUGUGCUGAUGACUGUUGGUCAAAACUAUACAGGACCUUCACCUCCAUAUGCAACAACAGAAAGAAGCCUCAUCUGGGAGCCUCCAACACAGCGCUUGCCCGAUGGCUCCCCGCUCGCUAUGAGGAUGGGAUUUCACUUCCACUGGGCUGGACUCCGAACAGAUUACAUUCUGGAUUUGCUGUGCCUUUGGUUCGACAGGUGUCCAACAUAAUCUUGAGAAUUCCCACAAUAGAGGUAACCUCAGACCCAGAGACAAGCCAUUUGUUUAUGCAAUGGGGUCAGUGGAUUGAUCACGACAUGUCUUUAAGCCCUCUGUCCGGCAGUAUGCAAACCUACAAUGGUGGCAUCGACUGUGAAAAUAGUUGUAUUCAGAGAAGUCCUUGUUUCCCAAUUAAGAUACCUCGUAAUGACACCAGAACCAAUACCAGAGAAUGCAUGCCCUUCAUCCGAUCGGCUCCUGCUUGUGGUGGCGGUGAUCGGGGUACAGUCUUUGAAGAUCCGAACACUCACCAGCAGAUCAAUGCUGUUACCAGUUUCAUUGACGUCAAUGAAGUCUACGGCAGCACAGAUUGUCUGGCGAACAGGCUCAGAAACCUAACCAAUGAACUUGGUCUGAUGGCUGUGAACCAGCAAUUCUCUGACAACGGACGAGAAUAUCUACCAUUCCACAGCGCUUCAAGAAGUUCUUGUGGCAGCAUGGAAGAAGCCUGUGGCACCGGCCCAGAAGCUACUCCAUGUUUUAUUGGUGGUGAUGUACGUGUGAAUGAACAGCUGGGACUGUUGGCUUUCCACACAAUAUUUCUACGGGAGCACAAUCGCAUCGCGAGAGAGCUGAAUAGUAUGAACCCACACUGGAAUGGUGAUAGGAUAUAUCAUGAAGCAAGAAAAAUCUUGGGAGCUUUUCAACAGAUAAUAAACCACAGAGACUAUGUUCCCCGGGUAAUUGGAACAGAAGCAACAAAGAAAUAUCUCCCAGAAUACAAAGGUUACGAUGAGUCCAUCAAUCCCAGUAUCGCCAAUGUUUUCUCAACAGCAGCUUUCCGUUUUGGACAUGUUACUAUUCAGCCAUUUUUGUUCCGCCUGGCUGAAAACUACCAGGAGCACCCAGAGUUCCCAAACCUGCUUCUCCACCAGACUUUCUUCACUCCCUGGAGACUGAUAAGGCAAGGUGGAGUUGAUCCCAUUGUUCGAGGAUUGAUAGGCCAUCCUUCAAAACUUCAGACACAGACCAAGAUGAUGACAGAUGAACUGAGGGAGAAGCUAUUUGAAAUGAUUAAUAGCUUAGGACUGGACUUGGGUUCCCUGAAUAUGCAACGUUCCCGCGAUCAUGGAAUAGCAGGUUACAAUGCAUGGAGGAAAUUCUGUAAACUUUCACAGCCCAAGAACCAGGCUGAACUUUCUGAUGUGCUCAAGAAUUCAGAACUUGCUGAAAAAUUCCUAGAACUAUAUGGGACUCCAGACAACAUUGACGUCUGGGUGGGGGCAAUCUCUGAACCAUUCGUGGAAGGAGGGAAGGUCGGCCCUUUGUUAGCCUGCUUGAUAGGACAGCAGUUCCAGAAGCUGAGAGAUGGAGACAGGUUCUGGUGGGAAAAUAAAGGAGUGUUUACUCCUAACCAGCGCCAAGCUCUUGCUAAAAUCUCCAUGUCCAGAAUAAUCUGUGAUAACACCGGGAUUCAGUAUCUUCCUCAAGAUGCAUUUAAUUUCCAGCGCUAUCCAAGUGGAUAUGUAAAAUGCAACAAAAUACCACAGGUGAACCUGAAGCUCUGGAAGGAGAAUCAAGUACCGUCUUGCGGCCAAAUCCCUGUGGUGCCCAACGCCUCUUUCUCGAUUUGCAAUUCCUCAGUGAAAUACACUUGUCACCGUGGAUUCAUUUUGGUGGGGGAAAAUACGAUAGAAUGUGAGAGGAACAGACAAUGGAAUCGUAAACCACCUCGCUGUUUAGGUCUUCGGGUGAUUCCAAGUGAAAAGACAAGAAUACAGGACUUUCGUGAAGCACCAGGAAAAGGAGACACUGAGAUACCAAAAUGAUCAAAAGAGAUAUCAAUCAACGUUUUAGGCUUGAAAAGAGAGCUCAAUCUGUCAAUUAUUUUACUGAGGACUUGCACUUUAUGGUUUAAAAAUUCCUUUAUUACCUCGUGUGGGCAAUGGUAUUUUCUGGUUGAAUUUAGAGGGGGCUGUUGUACUAAAUUCACAUAUGUAUGAGGGUCAAAACAUUAGUGAAAGGUAUACUUAGCUUUAUUCAAACUCUUAAUUGCAAAGGCAACUUGUAAGAACUUACAGCUUCCAUGGUAUACUCCCCAUGUGGUGAUCAGUUUCUGUAAAGCUUAUGGCUUUCCUUUGUUCUCCAAGUCUCAGACUUGGUCCUGGAAUCUUUCUGUGGUCUCAGAUUUUCAUGUUGCUGCGGGUUUUGGUAAAUCCUGUUUCCAAGACCCAUCUCUGUCUGAUACCUUCUUUUCUCCUCCAGUGAAACAGCACAUCAAUAAUCCAAUCCAAGUCCAACCGAUUUUGGCCACCUUCAUCCUGUUGCAGCUGGAUUAUUGGUUGCCAAGGAAAUUCGUCAUGUCCCCAAUGACCCUCAGCAUUUUUUUACAGAAAACAUCCUAUCCAAAUGUAUCACACCUUGGUAUGGCAACUGUGUUACCCAAGACUGCAAGAAAUUGCAGCGAGUUGUGAUCACAGUUCAGUACAUCACGAAAACUAGCCUCCACUCCUGUGACUCUAUCUAUACAUCCCACUGCCUCAGGAAAGCAGCUAACAUAAUAAAGAACCCCUGCCGCCCUGAUCAUUCUCUCUUCUCCCCCCUUCCAACGGGCAGAAGGUACAAAAGUUUGAGAGCACGCACCACCAGUCUCAAGGAUACCUUCUAUUCUGCUGUUAUAAGAUUCUUGAAUGGGCUUCUUAUAUGAUAAAGAUGAACUCUUGAUCUCUCAAUCUACCUUGUCAUGCCCCCUGCACUUUUUUUUUGUCUACAUGCACUGCACUUUCUCUGUAACUGCAACACUAUAUUCUUCAUUCUAUUUUUUUCCCUUUUGUACAACCUUGAUGUACUUGGGUAUGAAUAAUCUGUUCGGAUGGCAUGGAAGCAAAAGCUUUUCACUGUAUCUCAGUUCAUGGGACAAUAAUAAACCAAUUACCAAUUUCCCACCACCAAAUGUGCAGCAUUCUAGUUAUUGGUACUGAGCCAAUCAGAUAUAGAAGAACAUGGAAUAAAUUGCUCAUGACAGUUCACACAAGGCUUCAUUCCCCACAUGGAUUUCAUGACCAAGUCUCUUCACUUAGGUGUUUCACUGUCUUAACCUGUCCCUCUUGUUAUCUUCCAUUACCAUAGUAACAGCCAGCACUUCUGCCUGCUAUUGGUGCCUUGGAUCUCAUUGGCAAUGUCCUAGAAUGGACUCACUGUAUCUUGCCAUAUACUGUAUAACUAGAUGGCCAUUACCUUGAUGCUUCUAAUUAAUUAAGCCUCUAAGACUUUCAGUCUUAGUAAAGCAAGCUAAAUUCCCUGUUCAUUAUUGCUGCUUAGUGAAACAGAGAGAAUGCUACAGUGCACCAUCAUCUGAUAUCUCAUCUCGACUAGUUCUGUGGUCAGUCAGUCCUGGAGAUUCACACCUUCAGCUGAGUUGUUUUCAAACUCCUCACUUAUGUUUUCUUAACAUUCUCAAAGAAUAUCACAGAUGAUUAACCAUCCUUGUCUGUGGUAAUUUCCAAAUGUUGGUUCAAACUGGGAACAUUGGUCUGCUUCCAACAUGUGUCAUAGCUCUACUAAUGCCAUUGACUAGAUCAUCCCAGUGACUCUUUCCACCCUCAUUGUCUUUAUCUCUCUGUGUUUCAGUUCCCAAAGACACGAGUUAGCCUUACUGUAGCUGUCCUCUAUGAUUUUCUACUUAACUCUGAAAUUGACACUCUCUCACCAAGAUUCUCAUCAAAUGUCCUUCUUUGGGCUAGGAAUCUGUUCACAUUCAUUAUUGUCAAUUUUCCUCUAUGUUCAGCUGUAUCCUGUCAUUGAACCAGUAUCACAAAAGCUGCUUUUGGAAAGCAAAAAGAAAAGAAAUAUCUGAUGCUGGAAAUCUAAAAUAAAGACAGGAAAGGAAAUGCUCAACGGGUUGGGCAGGAUCUAUGGAGAAACAGUGAAUGUUUUCAGUCAGAGACAAGGUGCUGCCUGAUCUACUGAAUACUUCCAGCACUUGGAGAAGUUGGUUGGCUCCCUCUGAAAACACAUGGCCAAUGAGAACUUUCCUUAAAGCCCACCAAUAAUCUAGACUUUAUUGGAAGUAUGAAGGCAAGAUUUGUAGUUUAAUAAAUGCCCUAUCAUGUCAGGAACAUGUUUUUUUUGGCCCCAAACCAGGGACUAUAGUAUCCUUCCCCUCAUUCUCUAAAUCCCUCACUGAUGAUUCCUGUUCUGCACUCCGGUUCCCUCAAUGACAGGUCCUGCUCCUCAUCUUAUAGAAGCUGCUGGCUAUAGGUGUCUGUUGGUUUCUCAGGGGCAUUUCCUUCAUUAACUUUGUCCUUUGUCCAUUCAUAUCCACAUGUUGUGUUCUUUUGAUUUGCAAUAUUCUUUGUUCAUAGGUACUUGAUUAGAGUCCAUAAUUAAUAUAUGGGUUUAUAUUAAUAGGAGGGGUUGAGUUGCAAAAUGCAUCCUAUUCAUAUUACAAGUGGAUGACUAAAGAAUGAAUUUUGAACACAAUAACUGGUAAAGAGUGUGACAGAUUUGUUUCAAAAGCUUAUUUGCAUGAAAUCUGCAAUGGUGAUUGUAUGAGGUUUAAAAUAAAG
Molecule: messenger RNA, 5201 nt
Organism: Pristis pectinata (smalltooth sawfish)
Lineage: Eukaryota; Metazoa; Chordata; Chondrichthyes; Rhinopristiformes; Pristidae
Product: eosinophil peroxidase-like
Exons: 15
Coding region: 24-2462 (812 amino acids)
Biological process (GO): response to oxidative stress
Molecular function (GO): peroxidase activity; heme binding
Source: RefSeq, a predicted model, not a curated record